Cladophialophora bantiana CBS 173.52 is the source of this 216-nucleotide messenger RNA. RefSeq lists its product as uncharacterized. NCBI's taxonomy places the organism in Eukaryota, Fungi, Ascomycota, Eurotiomycetes, Chaetothyriales, Herpotrichiellaceae. The transcript has a single exon. The record is from RefSeq and is a predicted model, not a curated record. Bases 1 to 216 code for a protein of 71 amino acids.
AUGUCACUGGACCUGACGGUGUCCCCGUGCCUAGCGUCGCGUCACGUAACCGGCACGUCUCCCAAGAGCACAGGAGAAUUGCAAAUGUCAGAUGUCGGAUUUCAAAUGUGCGAUGUCCAGAGCAAAGACCAGUCUGGUGAAACGGGGAAACAAGUAGAUGUCAACCUGGAAGUCGACGACAAAGCAGAAGGGGGAAAAGAAGUGGUUGUGAGAUAA